Molecule: messenger RNA, 2433 nt
Organism: Podarcis raffonei (Aeolian wall lizard)
Lineage: Eukaryota; Metazoa; Chordata; Lepidosauria; Squamata; Lacertidae
Product: zinc finger protein RFP-like
Exons: 7
Coding region: 320-1753 (477 amino acids)
Molecular function (GO): protein binding; zinc ion binding
Source: RefSeq, a predicted model, not a curated record
UCAUUAGCUUGCAAAGUAGUCUGAGGCUGACAUGCUGAUAGUUAAACAACAACAGCAAUAAACUCCACCAGCUCUCGCAGGGAAAUGGUUCCUUAAAAGAGCAGCCACCAAGAAUGAGCAUUCCAUUUAAAAACAUUUAAAAUAAAAUAUAUAAAACCAUAUAUUUCCUCUAUAUCAGAGCGGCUCGGAGCUCCACCCAACUCCAAGGCAACAGAGAUCCUGAGUAAUCACAUCUGAAUUUCCUGGAAAGGAAACACGCCCAUUUGCUGACGUAAAAGAGAGAAAACGAAACCAGCUCCCUCUUCCUGGUGACUCCGCCAUGGCUGCAACUCGGGGUCCCGUCCAGGAUCUCUGCGAGGAAGCCACUUGCUCCAUUUGCCUGGAGUAUUUCAGGGAUCCAGUGAUCAUUCAUGAAUGCGGGCACAACUUCUGCCGAGCCUGCCUGAUCCAGUGCUGGGGGAAAUCCGAGGGAGAGGCUUCCUGCCCUCAGUGCAGGGAAACAGUGGAGCAAAGCAGCAUCACGAGAAACCAGCAGCUGGCAAAUUUUGUAGAAAUAAUUAAGAAAUUCAGCCAUCCUCAGGGGAAAGAGGAGGGAGAAGGAAAAGGAAGGGUCUGCGAGAAGCACCAGGAGCCCCUGAAGCUCUUCUGCAAGGAGGACGAAAGCCCCAUCUGUGUGGUGUGUGACAGAUCCAAGGAGCACAAAAGCCACGAGGUGAUUCCUCUGGAGGAGGCGUCCCAGGAGUACAAGGAUCAGAUCAGCUCCUGCCUAGACAAUGUGAGGAAGGAGAGAGAGAAAAUUCUAGUAUUUAAAGCAGACACAGAAAAGGAAAUCCAGGACCUGCUUAAACAAACAGGUGCAGAGAGGGAAAAGAUGGUGGCUGAGUUCAGGCGACUGCACCAGUUUCUGGAAGAACAGGAGAAACGUAUUCUGGCCCAGAUGGCAGAAGUGGAGAAGGAGAUUGCAGCCCAAAGGGAGGAGCACCUGGCCAGACUCUCCAGGGAACUCUCCUCUCUUGACAGCCUCAUCCGGGAGAUGGAGGAGAAGCUUCAGGAACCAGCGAGUGAACUCCUGCAGGAUAUUGGAAGCUUCUUGCAGAGGUCUCAGGAGAAGGAGAACUUAGAGGAUCCUGCUGUGGCUUUUCCUCCUGCCCUGAAGUGGAGGAUCUGGGACUUCAGAGAUAUAAAUCCCUUCCUGGAGGGAGUCAUGAAGAAAUUCAGAGACACUGUGGAAUAUGGACUUCAGCUGCGAAAAGAAAAUGUAACUUUGGAUCCAGACACAGCACAUCCCCUCCUCAUCCUGUCUGAGGAUCAAAUGAGUGUGAGUUGGGGAAAAGUGUGUCAAGACCUGCCAAAAGACCCUGGGAGAUUUGACACAUGGCCCUAUGUGAUGGGAUGUGAGGGUUUCACAGCAGGCAGACAUUUCUGGGAGAUUUCUGUGGGGAGCGAGUGGGAAUGGGCCGUGGGGGUGGCCAGAGAGUCUGUGAAGAGGAAAGGCGAGCUCACUGCUGGCCCUGAGGAAGGGAUCUGGCGCAUAGGGAAGUGGGGUGAUCAAUACAGGGUCUCCAGCCGCAAUGGGCCCCCUGUUUCGAUUCUGGGUCGGGAGCCCAAGAGGAUCCGAGUGGCCCUGAACUGUGAAGGGGGACGGGUGUCCUUUUACGAUGCUGAUACAGCAGCCCUCCUCUACUCAUUCUCAGAAGCCUCCUUCUCAGGAGAGACUCUCCAGCCCUUCUUUUACGUGAGGAAGGGAACCUGAGACUCUCUUGACUGAGGGUGGAGACAGGCAAGCGUAUAUUCAUGGUCAUCAUGACACAUUCAGUCUCCUCUUCAGGACUGAGCUGACAGGCACUUAAGGAGAAACCACAUUUGCCUAACUGUGAUUGGUCAUCCCUUAUGUCAGUCAUGAUGCAACUCUCCCUUCCCAGGCCAGCUUGGCAAAUGACACUGAUUGAUUGGGUCCCCUGUCAGUCCCCAAACUUGCCUCUCUCCCUUGGGAAUCAGCUACUUCUGUCGGUGCAGGAGGUGCAAAGAAGCAAGAAAAUGAUUUAGGAAACAACAGCACCCCCUUCCCACAUUUCUGUUUCGAUAUAGUUCUCUCUCUAUCUCCAACUCUGACUUAAAAUUUCUAGAGACAAUACCAUCAUCUCUUCUGAAUACAAUCAGAAUUAUGCAAGGGCAUCACUUAAAACCUUCCUCAGCCUCAAUCCUGCUCUCAGAUUCCCUUUUCCUCCCCCAAAACCUUCACUAGACAUGGAGAUGGAAGUCCCAAAGCCCCCUUUUUGAGACUACUGAGGGAAGCUUAUGUGGUAAUUCAGCAAAAUAUCCAUAUCCAAAGAGACCUGUUUGCGAGUGGAGUACAGUCGGCCCAAAAUUCAUGCACAACUUACAUGAUCGCAGCUUAGAACCCUUCAUUGAACCACAAAUUAAUAAAUAGAA